This is a messenger RNA of Babesia bovis T2Bo, 1379 nucleotides long. Its product is annotated as putative Nnucleolar protein 58. The record is from RefSeq and is a predicted model, not a curated record. The transcript is spliced from 2 exons. Lineage: Eukaryota; Apicomplexa; Aconoidasida; Piroplasmida; Babesiidae. The coding region runs from base 4 to 1323 and encodes 439 amino acids. Gene Ontology annotation, molecular function: snoRNA binding. Gene Ontology annotation, cellular component: small-subunit processome; box C/D methylation guide snoRNP complex.
ACGAUGUUAGUGCUUUUAGAGACAUCGGCCGGUUAUGGCCUAUUCAAGAUUACAGAUUCUCGCUUGCUCGAAUGCAGCGUCGAUGAAGUCCCUUCGUUUUUUCAAGACGGCGACACCGCCCGUUCAUCGGUAAAAUUAUCAGCCUUUUCCAAAUUUAACACUACUGACGAUGCUCUUGAAGAGGCUACGGCGUUGUCUGAGUCACGUUUGGGCAAGCAGCUCAAGCGUUUGCUAAAAAAGAAAGUAGUCGAGGCUAAAAUAGUAGAGCCAUUAGGUGUUUGUGACAAGAGUCUGGCUAUUGAAAUUCAGAAGAAAUUGAAGAUUGAUGUUGUGUACAACCCUAAUACGCUGGAGAUCGCUCGUGGCCUCAAGGGCCAGUUUUUUGAAUUGGUGUCAGGUAUUUCGGAAUCGGAUGCCAGAUCUAUGUCUUUGAGUUUAUCGCAUUCUUUGGCUCGGUUCAAGCUGAAAUUUUCACCUGACAAGGUGGAUAUAAUGGUCGUUCAAGCCAUCGGUCUUCUUGACGACCUUGACCGCGAAGCAAACAACUUUGGCAUGCGACUGAAGGAAUGGUACGGUUGGCAUUUCCCCGAGUUAUCUCACAUUGUUCCGGACAUGACGUUAUAUUCUCGCGCUGUACGUCAGAUUGGCAUCCGCGGGUCAACAUCACUAGAUGAGUUGGAGUCAUUUCUCCCAAAGGAUGUUGUCGAUGAGAUAAAGAAAGCAUGUGAAAUUUCCAUGGGUUCUGAGCUGAUGACUGAUGAUUUGGAGGCUAUUAAUGAAUUGGCAGAGCGUCUGGAAGAGAUGCUUAACUACCGUUCUACUUUGGAGGAGUACCUUCGUAUGCGUAUGCGCGCCUUGGCUCCUAACCUAACUCACAUGGUUGGUGAGGUGAUUGGUGCGCGGCUGUUAUCUCACAGUGGUUCUUUAAUAAACUUGGCUAAGCAUCCUGCAUCUACUGUGCAGAUCCUUGGUGCCGAGAAGGCUCUGUUUAGGGCUCUGAAGACGAAUGCUCCUACACCUAAAUAUGGCAUUAUCUACCAUGCUGGGUUUGUAGGCCAAGCUCAACCUAAACACAAGGGUAAGAUAUCACGCAUUCUGGCGGCAAAACUGGCUUUAUGUGUUCGUGUUGAUGCCUUGCAAGAUAGUCAAGAACCUACAGUGGCGAUCGAGAGCAAGCGUUACCUUGAACAGAAAUUACUGGAGCUUUCAGGAAAGCCUGAUAUAACGAAUACCGGUGGUAUGAAGCGCCCAGAGAAGCCUGGGCAGUUACAGAAACCCAAAUGGAGUUCUGCUAAGCGCUUUAAGCAAAACGAAUCAGAGUGACGCCAUUAGGUUGUGCAACUUGCCAAAUUAGCUUAAAAGUUGUCCAAUAUGAUAUG